AUGGCUGCUCGGAGAUCUCAACAAGGAGAUGGAUCAUCACAAGAUCCGUCGGAUGAACAACCAUCACAGGAACAACCCGUGAGGAAGAGAUCCAAAAAGGUUGCGCUGAGUUCUCGUGAAGGAGAAGGAUCAAGACAGCCUCCUGCUAGACAACAACCAGAAGUUGAGGAGGAAGAUGAGGAAGAAGAUGAGGAGGGACCAUGCGACUCAUACUUCAGAUUCCGCGGCUCCACCUAUUCUCUAUUCAAAGUGAUAAGCUACUGGAAACAAGAUGCUGCAUACUAUGCAGCAUGCAAGAAAGAAGUCGAGAAGGCAGGAUUCGGAGGCCUAUUGGACCUUCGAAUGCCGAAAAUUCCCAAUGUCUUCAUGGACGACUUGAUGGCUGCUUAUGACAUCUCAACCAGUACUUUUGUUUUCGGGGAAGGAGAAUCGAAAAAGGUGUUCGAGUUCACACAUGAGGAUGUGGCACGUGUGUACGGCCUUCCUCUCGGUGGGGUUGUGAUUGAUCUGAAGCACACUGAGGGGGGGGGGGGAUGCUGGAUAGUUUUAGCGAGGAUAUCGGCAUGA
Messenger RNA from Linum trigynum, 567 nucleotides. The record is from the annotation of a GenBank genome assembly. NCBI's taxonomy places the organism in Eukaryota, Viridiplantae, Streptophyta, Magnoliopsida, Malpighiales, Linaceae.